Messenger RNA from Lathyrus sativus (Indian pea), 1287 nucleotides. Lineage: Eukaryota; Viridiplantae; Streptophyta; Magnoliopsida; Fabales; Fabaceae. The record is from the annotation of a GenBank genome assembly.
AUGUGUCCAUCUCCGCUGUUUAUUUCUGAAGAUCUCAUUGCUGAGGUCUUAUCUGUUCUUAACGUGAAAUCUAUUCUUCGAUUCAGAUGUGUUAACAAGCACUGGGAUACUCUCAUUUCCGAUCCAACUUUUGUGAAGUUGCAUCUCAAGCAAUCAGCAAAACGAAAUCCUCAUGUCAUUCUAAAGAGCGAUCAUACCAAAUCAAUCCCAGGUGAGUCACCCUAUGGCAGUGAUGAUGAGAGUGAGUGUGCCAGAGGUAUCAUUCCCCAUUCCAUAAGCAGUUUAAUUGAGAAUCCUUCGUUCACUGUUUAUGUCGACUCUUUCUACAUUGUGGAAGACAAAGGAUGCUCUAGUAUGGUUGGUUCUUGUAAUGGAUUGAUCUGUUUGGCUGGUUUUACAACCACAAGGGAGUAUUUAGAGGAUUGGUUCCGGUUAUGGAACCCAGCCACCAGGACAACAUCUCCAAAAUUUGGAUUCUUACGUUUAUUUUACAAUCGUCCUGACUUCACUUCCUCCUAUGCUAAUGAUGGCUAUUAUAAAUUCACCUUUGGUUGUGAUGAUUCUACGGGCACUUAUAAGGUGGUGGCAUCGCGUCACAAUGAUCGUGAGUUGAGAAGCAAUGUGAGAAUUUUAAGUUUUGGUGAUAGUGUUUGGAGGGAAAUUGAAAGUUUCCCUGUUGAUCCUUUGUGUUUGCGCUCAUGUUGUGAUAAUGGUGUGUCUUUCAAAAGCACUCUUAACUGGUUGGCUGUUCAUAAUACAAUUUUCUAUAUUGGUGAUGAUUAUAAGGAUAUUACUAUUGAUCAAUUUUCUAUUGUUUCGCUUGAUUUGAGGUCAGAGACAUACAAUCAGUACUUAGUGCCUCAUGAAUUUGAUGAAGUUCCACCUAAUGCUCCAAUUAUUGGUGUGCUGGGAGACUGUCUUUUUUUUUCUUCUCGUUAUAAGGAAACCGAUAUUAUUAUAUGGCAGAUGAAGAAAUUUGGGGUUCAAGAUUCUUGGACUCAAUUUCUUAAAAUUAGUUGUCACUCUCUUCAAAUUGAUUAUGAUUAUAGUGAAUAUAUGAAGUAUCAUUUUAAAUUGGUUCCAUUAUUUCUUUCUAAGGAUGGUGAUACACUGAUACUGUAUUGCAUUCUAGAACAUCCGACAAUUCUCUAUAAUUGGAGAAAUAAUAGUGUAGUGCGAACAAAUAUUACUGCAAGAAAAAUAAUUACUGAUGAUGAAACUUCAAAUUGUAUCUCAUGCUCAGCCAAUGGCUAUUUUGAAAGCUUAGUUUCAGUUUUUGGAGUGUAA